Messenger RNA from Arabidopsis lyrata subsp. lyrata, 2140 nucleotides. Its product is annotated as vacuolar-sorting receptor 5. The record is from RefSeq and is a predicted model, not a curated record. The transcript is spliced from 12 exons. Lineage: Eukaryota; Viridiplantae; Streptophyta; Magnoliopsida; Brassicales; Brassicaceae. Bases 166 to 2025 code for a protein of 619 amino acids. Gene Ontology annotation, molecular function: calcium ion binding.
UAUUGGUUCAAGAACAAUAAUCAUGAGAAAACAUUCGAAACAGUAGUUGCAGAGUCAUGGUAGCUCCGCUGACUCUGCCAACUCGUCGUCUCUUCCGUAUCCAUUAAGGUUCAUCUCAAUUUUCUCGAGAAGAAGAGACUCUGCAGUUUUCUUUUCUCGAGAAGAAUGUCUACGAGCAAUAAAGGAACCGUCUUGGCUCUGAUACUAGCGUUGACCAUGGUGGUGGUCAACGGUGUUUCACCGAGAUUCUUCGUGGAGAAGAGUAGCUUGACGGUACUUAACUCUUGGAAAAUGGGAGCUAAGCACGACGCAGCCAUCGCAAACUUUGGCAUUCCAAACUUCGGUGGUUUCAUGAUCGGCUCUGUCGUCUACGCAGGCCAAGGCGCUUAUGGAUGCGACUCUUUCAACAAAAACUUCAAUCCCAAGUCUCCUUAUCCCACCAUCCUCCUCAUUGAUCGUGGAGUGUGUAACUUUGCUGUGAAGAUAUGGAAUGGGCAACAAUCCGGAGCAGCGGCUGUUCUUUUAGCAGAUAACAUUGUUGAGCCAUUGAUAACAAUGGAUUCACCAGAGGAAUCCCAAGAUGAAGAUCCUGACUUUAUAGACAAAAUCAAGGUCCCAUCGGCUUUGAUCCUUCGCUCUUUCGGUGAUAGCCUCAAGAAUGCUCUUAAAAGAGGCGAGGAAGUAAUCUUGAAGAUUGAUUGGAGUGAGUCUAUACCAAACCCUGAUGAGAGAGUUGAGUAUGAGCUAUGGGCUAACACUAACGAUAAAUGUGGUGUGCACUGCCAUAAGCAAUUAGAUUUCAUAAAGAACUUUAAGGGAACGGCUCAGAUUCUUGAAAAAGGUGGUUAUACUUUGUUCAGACCUCAUUACAUUGCUUGGUUUUGUCCCAAAGAGCUGCUGCUUAGCAAGCAGUGUAAGACUCAGUGUCUAAACCAAGGGAGGUAUUGUGCUCCUGACCCUAAGCAAGAAUUUGAAGAUGGAUAUAAUGGUAAAGACGUCGUUUACGAGAAUCUGAGACAGUUAUGUGUUCAUAGAGUAGCUAAGGAGAAGAACACUUCUUGGGUUUGGUGGGAUUAUGUGACAGAUUUUAACAUCAGGUGUUCUAUGAAGGAGAAGAAAUACAGCAGAGAAUGCGCAGAGACUGUCGUGGAAUCUCUCGGGUUGUCUCUUGAGAAGAUCAAGAAAUGCAUUGGUGAUCCUGAUGCUGAUGUAGAGAAUGAAGUUCUAAAAGCCGAACAAGCUUUUCAGUUAGGCCAAGAGAAUCGCGGGGUUGUUACAAUCUUUCCAACAUUGAUGAUCAACAAUGCUCAAUAUCGCGGUAAACUGGAGAGAACUGCGGUGCUGAAGGCUAUAUGUUCAGGAUUCAAGGAAAGAACCGAACCUUCAAUAUGUUUGAAUGCAGAUAUAGAGACCAAUGAAUGUCUUAUAGAAAAUGGAGGAUGUUGGCAAGACAAAAGAUCUAAUGUAACGGCUUGCAAGGACACAUUUAGGGGAAGAGUAUGUGAGUGCCCGGUUUUUAAUGGUGUUCAAUAUAAAGGAGAUGGUUAUACCUCCUGCAAACCUUAUGGACCUGCUAGAUGUUCAUCGAACAAUGGAGGCUGCUGGUCUGAAACCAGAACGGGUCUAACUUUCUCUGCUUGUUCAAACUCAGAGACAUCAGGAUGUCGUUGUCCUCUAGGCUUCCGUGGAGAUGGUCUGAAAUGUGAAGACAUCGAUGAAUGCAAAGAGAAAUCAGCUUGUCAAUGUGAUGACUGCAAAUGCAAGAACAAUUGGGGAGGAUAUGAAUGCAAAUGUUCCAACAAUAGUGUCUAUAUGAAAGAAGAAGACACUUGUAUUGAGAGAAGAAGUGGAUCAAGAAGCAGAUGGUUGUUCACAAUUGUGGUUCUAAUCGCCAUUGCGGGUAUCUCUUUAGGUGCUUAUAUAUUCUACAAGUACCAUCUUCAGUCUUACAUGGAUUCAGAGAUCGUGUCCAUUAUGUCUCAGUACAUACCACUCGAUAGCCAAAUCAUUAACCAAGACUCUUAAGUAAAUAAAAACUCUGCUUUGUCUUUUAUGAAGAUUGUUGAAUCUUUGUAACAUAGGGGAUCUUUUUGUAAAGAAUCAAAAUUUUGAGGCGUUAAUUUAAAUUAAUAUUCUGAAA